Molecule: messenger RNA, 2363 nt
Organism: Cheilinus undulatus (humphead wrasse)
Lineage: Eukaryota; Metazoa; Chordata; Actinopteri; Labriformes; Labridae
Gene: b3gnt2a
Product: UDP-GlcNAc:betaGal beta-1,3-N-acetylglucosaminyltransferase 2a
Exons: 3
Coding region: 423-1613 (396 amino acids)
Cellular component (GO): membrane
Molecular function (GO): hexosyltransferase activity
Source: RefSeq, a predicted model, not a curated record
UUAACCUGAGGGAGGAGUCAGGGCGGUGCAGCACGCCGAGAGACUGACGCUGACAGCGUCCACAUUAGCGCACCUUUGGGACACAACGAGACUUUAUCUGUCCAUGUGGGAGACUUUAGGACUGAUGUAGACUCUGCUGAGGUUGUAGAGAAGGUUACUGCGCGUGCAGCUCUCCAGGAAGCGCCGCCAAAGCACGCGGACAGCCGUGGUUCCUCCGUGGUUCCUCCGUGGUUCACCAGGUGUUGGAGCAGCUGCUGGAUCACCGAGGGAGGAGCGGAGAGAUGGCUGCAGCAGAAACAUCCGUUCUUCAUGAGGACGUUCUUCUUCUAUCAGCUCCUCCAUACGAGUCUCAGUGAUGUCACGAUAUCCAACAACCAAACUGACCAAUCAUUGCUUCUACUACAGGUGCAGAGGCGGCCAGCAUGCCUAUGACCUGCAGGAAAGCGAUCUUUCUCUGUGUGAUGUUCUUCUGCCUCUUCAUGGUCGUCACAUGGAUGCACAGGCAAGACCAAAGCGGCCAGAAGAUCCGCAUCCCAACUGAGAGGUUUUGGCGCCAGACUGUCCUUAGCAAAUCCUUCUGGAACCGAGAGCAGCAGCUCCUGGACUUUGCCUACAACUCCAUCUUAAACUCUGCACACUCUGAUGGUGAUUCUGUCAUCGAGCUGCCUGAUUGGCUGAAUGAUACUGGACCGCUUGACAGCUGUGCGCCAGACCACAGAAUCCCCAUGCAGGUCCCAGACUACAACACCCUGCCUGAGCGCUUCCAGGAUUUCCUGUUGCACAUGCGCUGCAGGUCGUACCCUCUGCUGAUAAACCAGCCACACGUCUGCGAUGAAAAUCCCUUCCUGCUUCUUGUGGUUAAGUCUCUGACCUCGCACUUUGAUCGGCGCCAAGCUAUCAGGGAAACCUGGGGACGAGCGGGCGUCUUAGCCAAUCACACUGUAGCAGUGGUCUUCCUGCUAGGGAACACUAUACCCUCGGAUCACCAACCUGACCUGCAGGAGCUGCUGGUCCACGAGGCGGCGCUCCACAGAGACAUCCUUCAGUGGGACUACAGGGACACGUUCUUCAAUCUGACCGUAAAGGAGGUCCUCUUUCUACGGUGGUUCAACCAGCACUGUCCCCACGCCAGGUUCGUCCUCAAAGGUGAUGACGACGUCCUCGUAAACACGCCACAGAUCAUGGAGCUCCUGCAGAACAUGUCCGACAGCAGAGUGAAGGAUUUCUUCAUAGGGGACGUCAUCAAGAACGCCAGCCCUCACAGGAACCUGAAACUAAAGUAUUCUGUCCCGGAGAGUGUAUAUGUAGGGAGUUACCCGCCCUAUGCUGGAGGAGGAGGGUACCUCUUCUCUGGAGAGUUGGCGUUCCGCCUUUACACUACAUCCCAGCAGGUGGCGCUGUAUCCCAUAGACGACGUCUACAUAGGGAUGUGUCUGCAGAAACUCGGCGUGGUCCCUCAGAAACACUCAGGCUUUAGGACGUUUGGCAUCGACAAGAAACACAGAGACAACCCGUGCGUUUACCGCGGACUGAUGCUGGUUCACAGCCUGACGCCGCAGGAAAUGCUGAGCGUCUGGCCGUGGAUCAUCCACCCUGAGCUGGACUGCCAGUGAAGCUCUACAUUCAUCGGGCUCUUUCUGGAUAUGACUACCGUCAGCUGAAUCUGUUGUUGCUCACCACAGAUUCUAACAUUCUUUUCUGUUGCUUUUGGCUGGUUUCACUUGAAAACGAUGUUGGGCAACAGAGCCUCUGGUUGGUGACACUACCCAGUCUGCUUGGUCUCAUUGGCUAUUCAGAGUUUUUCUGUCAGAGUUAGUCUGGACUCAUAAAUAUCAAAUAUGUUUAAUACAGUGCUUUCCAAACUUUUUGCCCAAGGCACAGCUAAGGUUAAGCCAAAAUGUCAAGGCACACCAUAUUUAAAUCGAUACAAAAUAGACUUUUUAAGUAAUGUUACAGUCAAAGUGGCCCAUAAGUGGAGAUAAAGGAGAGAGCUUUCUGGGGCCCAGCCAACUGGGGGAUCAUGGAGAUGGCAAAAGUGGGCAAAAGGUGGCAAAAAUGGGUUAAAAGUGGUGAAAAAGCAUGAAAAAUUGGGUGAAAAUUGGUAAAACAAAGCCAGAAAUGGGUGAAAAUUGGUAAAAAAAAAGUUGCCAAAAAAUGGGUUGAAAUUGGCGAAAAAUUUGUUGAAAGUGUCGAAAUAGCGACAGAAAUGGGUAACAAGGGCCCUGAUGAAAGGGUUUAAUGUUGUAAAUAGGUGGUAAAAAUCAAAAAGGGGCAAAUUGGGCAAAAAAGUGGUCAAACAAAGGCAAAAGUGGGCAAAAUUGGCAAAAAGGUGGCAAAAUAGAUCACAGGUGGCAGGAAAAUAG